This is a messenger RNA of Rotaria socialis, 1902 nucleotides long. NCBI's taxonomy places the organism in Eukaryota, Metazoa, Rotifera, Eurotatoria, Philodinida, Philodinidae. The record is from the annotation of a GenBank genome assembly.
AUGUCUCGCGCUAUUGGUAUUGAUUUAGGUACAACAUAUUCAUGUGUUGGUGUAUUUCAACAUGGUAAGGUUGAAAUUAUUGCUAAUGAUCAAGGUGAUCGAACAACACCCUCCUAUGUUGCAUUCACGGAUAUUGAACGUUUAAUUGGUGGUGCAGCUAAAAAUCAAGUGGCUAUGAAUCCAAUCAAUACAAUCUUUGAUGCUAAACGACUAAUUGGUCGUAAAUUUGACGAUUCAACUGUACAGUCCGAUAUGAAACACUGGCCAUUUAAAGUAAUUAAUGAUAGUGGAAAACCAAAAAUUCAAGUUCAUUAUAAAAAUGAAACAAAAUUAUUUACACCAGAAGAAAUUUCAUCAAUGGUACUGACGAAAAUGAAAGAAACUGCAGAAACUUAUCUUGGCGAAAAAGUUAUAGAUGCUGUUGUUACUGUUCCAGCUUAUUUCACUGAUGCACAACGGCAAGCAACAAAAGAUGCUGGUACCAUUGCUGGUCUCAAUGUCUUACGUAUUAUAAAUGAACCAACAGCAGCAGCCAUGGCUUAUGGUUUAGAUAAAAAAGCAUCAGGGGAAAAAAAUGUUCUUAUAUUUGAUUUGGGUGGUGGUACAUUUGAUGUAUCUGUACUCAUUAUUGAUAAUGGUGUUUUUGAAGUUAAAUCAACGGCUGGUAAUACACACUUAGGUGGAGAAGAUUUUGAUAAUCGUAUGGUUACACAUUUUAUACAAGAAUUUAAAAGAACAACUAAAAAAGAUAUGUCACAAAAUGCACGUGCAAUUCGACGUUUACAUACGGCAUGUGAACGAGCUAAACGCACAUUAUCAGCAUUAUCUCAAACAACAAUUGAAAUUGAUUCACUUCAUGAAGGUCAUGAUUUUUAUGCAACAAUAACACGAGCUCGCUUUGAAGAACUGUGUGCUGAUCUAUUUCGUUCAACACUCGAACCAGUUGAACAAGCAUUGCGUGAUGCUAAAAUGGAUAAAUCAAAUAUUAAUGAAAUAGUACUCGUCGGUGGUUCAACGCGUAUUCCAAAAGUAAAAAAAAUACUUCAAGAUUUUUUUCAUGGUAAAGAACUAAAUAAUUCGGUUAAUCCCGAUGAAGCUGUAGCUUAUGGUGCAGCUGUUCAAGCAGCUAUUUUAAAAGGUGAUAAAUCCGAUGCAGUUAAAGAUGUUCUACUGCUUGAUGUUGCACCACUUUCAUUGGGUAUUGAAACAGCUGGUGGUGUUAUGGCAACAGUGAUUAAACGUGGUACAUCUAUUCCAUCACGACAAGCACAAACAUUCACAACCUAUUCAGAUAAUCAACCUGGUGUUGAUAUAAAAGUUUUUGAAGGUGAACGUAAAAUGACUAAAGAUAAUCAUUUACUUGGAAAUUUUGAAAUGACUGGUAUUCCACCUGCACCACGUGGUGUCCCACAAAUUGAAGUGACAUUUGAUAUUGGAUUUGAUGGCAUACUAAAUGUGUCUGCUGUGGAAAAAUCAACUGGUCGAGAGAAAAAAAUCGAAAUUCGAAAUGAUCAAAAUCGAUUAUCACAAGAACAAAUUCAAAGUAUGCUGAGCGAUGCUGAAAAAUAUAAGCAAGAAGAUGAAUUACAACAUGAACGUAUAGUAGCGAAAAAUGCACUUGAAUCAUAUUGUUUUAAUAUGAAAUCAAGCAUUCAGGAUGAUAAAAUUUCCUCAAAACUUUCAAUGGAUGAUAAAACAAAAAUAAAUCAAACAAUUGAAUCGACAUUAGAAUGGAUAGAAUUAAAUCGAUUGGCUGAAAAAGAUGAAAUUGAACAUAAAAUGAGAGAAAUCGAAAAGAUUUGUUCGCCAAUUAUGACUAAAAUUCAUAACAACGAUAUGCCAUCGGAUCAUAGUACAUCGAAAUCAAAUGGUAAUGGUCCAACAAUUGAAGAACUUGAUUAA